AUGGUGAAACGCGUCUCAAACUUGAAUCAAAUUUUUGUUAUUCUAGUUUUAGUUGUAUCUGUUUGGAACAUGGAAUUACAACAAGUUGAAGGUGCAAAGCCAUGUACAAUGCAUUUGGGAGCAUGUGGUCCAGCUGGGGAUUGUGUUAAAAGGUGCAAAGCUGCACAUGUUGAUGGUUUAGGGUCCUGCGACUUAGGCCUAUGUACAUGUGUUCAUUCGUGCGGUUGA
Lathyrus sativus (Indian pea) is the source of this 228-nucleotide messenger RNA. Lineage: Eukaryota; Viridiplantae; Streptophyta; Magnoliopsida; Fabales; Fabaceae. The record is from the annotation of a GenBank genome assembly.